Gavialis gangeticus (Gharial) is the source of this 1394-nucleotide messenger RNA. Its product is annotated as elongation factor 1-alpha-like. Gene Ontology annotation, molecular function: GTP binding; translation elongation factor activity; GTPase activity. The coding region runs from base 1 to 1218 and encodes 405 amino acids. The transcript is spliced from 6 exons. The record is from RefSeq and is a predicted model, not a curated record. NCBI's taxonomy places the organism in Eukaryota, Metazoa, Chordata, Crocodylia, Gavialidae. Gene Ontology annotation, biological process: translational elongation; translation.
AUGGAGGAGGCAGCGACGGCGCAGGCGCGGAAGGUGCAGCUGAGCGUGGCCGUGAUCGGGCACGUGGACUCGGGCAAGUCCACCACGGCCGGGCACCUGCUCUACCUGUGCGGCGCGCUCGACCCGCGCCAGCUCCAAAAGUUCGAGGCUGCGGCCACCCAGGCGGACGCGGCCGUCCUGAUGGUGUCGGCGGCGCCGGGGGAGCUGGAGGCGGGCGUGUCGCGGCAGGGGCAGACGCGGGAGCACGCGCUGCUGGCCUACACGCUGGGCGUCAAGCAGCUGGUGGUGUGCGUCAACAAGAUGGACCUGACGGAGCCGCCCUACAGCCAGCGGCGCUUCGAGGAGGCCGUGCGGGCCGUCGGCCUCUACCUGCGCAGGAUCGGCUACAACCUGGCCGCCGUGCCCUGCGUGCCCGUGUCCGGCUGGACCGGCGACAACCUCGCCCUGCCUAGCCAGAAGAUGAGCUGGUUCAAAGGCUGGCAGGUCAAACGGAAGGAAGGUUAUGGGAAGGGACAAACUCUUCUGGAAGUGCUAGACUCUCUUCUGCCUCCCGUGCGUUUGAGUAAUAAGCCCUUGAGGCUGCCUCUGCAGGAUGUCUACAAGAUUGGAGGAGUUGGUACUGUACCUGUGGGGAAGAUAGAGACUGGCAUUCUCAAACCAGGCAUGACUGUCUCUUUUGCCCCCACAAACCUAUCGGGAGAGGUCAGAUCCAUUGAAAUGCACCAUGAGCCACUGGAAGUGGCUUUUCCUGGCUAUAACAUAGGCUUCAACGUAAAAAACAUUGCAGUCAAGAACCUGAGACGGGGCCAUGUAGCUGGUAACUCCAGGAACGAUCCUCCUGCAGCAGCAGCUCACUUCAUAGCCCAGGUGAUUAUCCUGAACCACCCUGGCUUCAUCAGGGCCGGCUACUCCCCAGUGAUAGACUGCCACACGGCUCAUGUCACCUGCCAGUUUGCUGAACUCUAUGAGAAGAUCGACCGUCGCUCUGGGCAGAAGCUGGAGGAUAGUCCAUCUAUGCUGAAGUCUGGGGACUCUGCUCUCAUUAGGCUUAUACCUAGGAAGCCCAUGUGUGUGGAAAGGUUUUUUGACUUUCCAUCCUUGGGUCGCUUUGCAGCUCGGGAUUUGAAGCAGACUGUUGCAGUUGGAGUCAUCAAAUCAGUGGAAAAGAAAUCCACAGGCUCUGCUAGAAAACAAGUGCAGAAAGCUCUGCUUAUCUAGUGGAGUGCUGCCAGCUGUGUGAGAGGUUAAGUUUUACAAGCUACCUUCAUAGAGAAAUGUUCAUGGCUUGUGGGAUUGGUUUUGGGUUUUUUGUUUAACCUCAAGUUGAGGAUCUCUUAUGUUUAAUGCCGUGGGAUUAUUCAGUGUUUGAACAAUUAAAAGUCUCAUCUGCUCAG